Messenger RNA from Salvelinus fontinalis (brook trout), 8807 nucleotides. RefSeq names its product protein Aster-B-like. Gene Ontology annotation, biological process: intracellular sterol transport. The record is from RefSeq and is a predicted model, not a curated record. Bases 780 to 3662 code for a protein of 960 amino acids. Gene Ontology annotation, molecular function: sterol binding; sterol transfer activity. The transcript has 24 exons. Gene Ontology annotation, cellular component: endoplasmic reticulum-plasma membrane contact site; plasma membrane; endoplasmic reticulum membrane. NCBI's taxonomy places the organism in Eukaryota, Metazoa, Chordata, Actinopteri, Salmoniformes, Salmonidae.
UGCGUGAAGAGAGGCGAACAGAGAAGAAAGAGCUGGGACAAGAGCAAGUGAAGGAGUGAGCUGCAAGAGGCAGAGGGAGAGCGAAAGAGCCGUAAUAGGAACAAAAAAAAUUGAAUGAAAAUGUGAGUGAGUCAGUGAAGAGACAAGAAAGAGAGGCAGAGAGAGAGAACACAUGAAAGAGCAGUGUGAGACCUGGAGAGGGUGGCACACAUUUUAAGAAUGAGAGUACUCCUCUGCUUUCUGUGCAGAACUGAACUGAAUCUCAGUUAGCUUUUAUUUGCAGAAACCUGUGCUUCUCUGAGCUACAUUCAGAGAGACUGGACGGUAGAGGAAAUACAGGAGAGGAUACGAAUUCUACUCCCUUCACUCUUUUUUACAGUUUUUACUCCAAGGAAAGGGAUUUUUAGGCUGUUCAUUUAGUGUUUAACAACAAGGCAAGGAAUUUGGAGAGAGCGGUAUGGGGAGCAAGGAAGAGGCCAUGGCUGUGAUACCAGGGACUAGAGCCAGGGAGCGCUGAAGAGAACUCAUCUAAGUGGGCUAAGAACACGCUGUGGCAGCUGGAUCAGAAAUGCACAAGACCUCAAUCCAUAGAGCAUAGAUACCGGGAAGGAUAAUGACACAAGAAGAUGCUAUACUGAUACUGUAUACUCACUAUCACUCUGGACAAAACAGUGAGAGAGGCUCUCUCCACCUACAUUAGUGCAGUCCAGUAAGCAUCCUGCCAGGCACCCAUUCCCUCCCUCUCUCUCAUCCUCCCUGGAUAGAGGUGUCAUUCCUAUAUGAGCCAGUUGUCGGUGGGACAGAAGAUCAUGACCGAGACCUUCCGGCUCCCCUCCUUCCAGGUGCAGGCCCCGGGGGACUGGCAGACCCCGGAUGGAGACCCAGGAUCAGAAGCCUCCGCCGGGGGAAAGGUACCCAUUGCGGGUGGUGACUCUUCCGCCCUCUCCAGUUCUGCCACUCCGUCCCUCCGCCGCAAGCGCUUCAAGAUGCGGCGCAUGAAGAACGUGCAGAGCGAGAGCAGCGUGACCCCGGCUGUGUCUGCAGCGGCUGCCACUAUGAGGUCAGAGGUCAUGAGUAAGGGCCAGGGGUCGCACUCCUUCUCAGGGGGCAUGGAGUACUUACAGCUGCCGUCCAUCGAGAUUACACCAUCCAACGACGAGGACGCGGCAACCACCUGGUCCAACUGCUCCACACCCAGCGCUUCGCCGCGACGCAAGCGCUUCCUGCUGCACCGCUGGCUGAACGUGCGCGAGAAGAAGGAUCACGACAGUGAGAGCAGGGAGAGCAGCCUACACAGCAGCCACGAGGAGGACUCCGCUCGCUUCUUGACCCCUCACAGUCGGGAGGAGAGCACUGCUAGCAAUUCGAACCGGAGCACGCCCACUUGCUCGCCCGUCCUGCGCCAUCGCUCUCGCUCACCCACGCCCCAGCAGAGCCUGGACCCCAGUGGUGAGAACAUGGUGGAGAAGGGCCACUCGGACCCCUCCUCUGACAAGGACAAGUCCCCCUCCACCAUAGAGCAGGUGGUGCAGCGCACCUACAGUCAGUCGGUACACUCCACCACACGCAGCCACGGGGGCAAGAACUCCAAGUCUCACAAGCGACUUUCCAAACAUUGCUGUGGUACCAGGACAGACCCCGAGCAUGAGUAUUUGAAGUAUGACAGACUAAAACUGAUUAAAAAAAGCCAGAGCUGGUACAACGUAUUGAGUCCCACGUAUAAGCAACGCAAUGAGGACUUCAGAAAACUCUUCAAGCAGCUACCCGACUCAGAACGCCUCAUUGUGGACUACUCCUGUGCCCUGCAAAGAGAUAUCCUGCUGCAGGGGCGCCUCUACGUCUCGGAAAAUUGGAUCUGUUUCUAUAGCAACAUCUUCCGCUGGGAAACGCUGCUGACGGUGCGGCUGAAGGAUAUCUGCAGCAUGACCAAGGAGAAGACGGCCCGCCUCAUUCCCAACGCUAUCCAGCUGUGCACUGACAAUGACAAGCACUUUUUCACCUCGUUCGGAGCGAGGGACCGGACAUACAUGAUGAUGUUCAGACUAUGGCAGAAUGCUCUGCUAGAAAAGCCCUUGUGUCCCAAAGAAUUGUGGCAUUUUGUCCAUCAGUGUUAUGGCAAUGAGCUGGGUCUGACCAGUGACGACGAGGACUACGUGCCGCCGGAUGAUGACUUCAAUACCAUGGGGUACUGCGAGGAGCUGCCCGUGGAGGAUAAUGACACCAACUUCGCCAAGAUGCCUGACGCCAAGGGAGACACCAGCCCCCUGUUGUCCCACAGAGCCUUCCCCAACAACGCCCUAUCCUGUCCGGGCACCAUCGAAUCACUCCUCCCCUUUAACUUGGCUGUCGUGGACGAGUUCCCCCUGUGUCUCCCCGAUGGCGAACUCCUGACCCUCCAGUUGCCGGGGUUGGACAACCGGAGCAGUGGUCACAGUAGUCCCGCCCCCUCGCCCUCGCUGGACUUCAACGACAACGAGGACCUCCCUACCGAGCUCAGCGACUCCUCCGAGACGCACGACGACGAAGCAGGGGAGGUGCAGGCCUUCCAUGAGGACCUGAAUGGGAAGCAGUACAUAAACGAGGUGUACGAGUUCAGCGUUGACAAAAUGUAUGACAUCCUCUUCACCGAGUCCACCUUCAUGAGGGACUUCCUGGAGCAGAGACGCUUUUCAGACAUAGUCUAUCACCCCUGGAAGAAAGAGAAAGAGGAGACGGGCAACCAGACCAGAGAGAUCAUGUACACCAUCUCCCUCACGAACCCCCUGGCCCCCAAGACAGCCACAGUUACUGAGACGCAGACGCUGUACAAGGCCAGCCAGGAAAGCGAGUGCUACAUCAUAGAUGCCGAGGUGAUAGCACACGACGUCCCCUACCAUGACUACUUCUACACUCUAAACCGCUACGUGCUCACCAGGGUGGCCAAGAAGAAGUGUCGGCUCAGGGUAUCCACAGAGCUGCGCUACAGGAAACAGCCGUGGGGGCUGGUCAAGGGAUUCAUCGAGAGGAACUUCUGGAGUGGCUUGGAUGAGUACUUCAGACACUUAGAGCUGGAGCUGAGUAAGGUGGAGGUGGUCCUGGCCGAGCCCCACAGACAGUCCCCCAAGGCCAGGGCUCUACGGGCAGGGGCAUUGAGGCGACGGAAACGGCCCCUGGUCCACCUGCGGCCCCCACACAUGGACGAAGCCCUCAGCUCCGUCACCACGCCCGAGGACGAGGAGGUCACCCACCGCCACCGGAUCAAACACGUGGCAGGUUCCACUCAAACCAGAUACAUCCCGGACAAUGUCCCAGGGGGCCUAGCACUCUACAGUGUCUCCAAGCUACUCCUCAUCAUCAGCUUUGUCCUAGUAUUGCUGGUGUUUCUGAACAUGAUGCUGUUCUAUAAGCUGUGGAUGCUGGAGUACACAACACAGAGCCUGACCUCGUGGCAUGGCCUACGACCACAGGAAAGUAAACUUCCACAGACGCAGCUGGAGUGGGCCCGGCUUCUGGAGUCGCAGCAGCGGUACCAUGACGAUGAGCUGCAGAAGUGGAAGGAGAUCAUCAAGUCGUCGGUGAUGUUGCUGGACGAGAUGAAGGACUCAUUACUAAACCUGCAGAAGGGCAUGGGCUUAAGAGACUAUAACUCUGAAUCGGAGGAGAAGAGGAGUCGAUAUCACUGACAAACAGACAAUCCUAAGGCACCAGCCAGGACAUUAUGUGCAAUAUCUAAGGAACCAUUUAUGGGAAAGUCUUGGGAAAAGUCUUAGGAAAACAAGAGAAAUAUGUUUUCUUGCAUGGGGGAAUGACGACAGGUCUCCCAGAACGACCGAAUCCACUCCCACCGCCCAACGUCUGGCAGAAAGUUACCUCAUCACCACCAGGACAGGAUUGGGGCGGACGCCGUCUGCACCGUUGCAUCAUGGGAAAAGACAGCGGUGCCAUGACCUACAUUGGCCUAAACUCUGACUUUUUUAUCACCUCGUUCUCUGAGAAUGCUGUACUGUAAAGUGUUUUGUUUUGUUUGUUUUUUGGGGCCACAUACGGACAAAGCAAAGAUAGAAGGGAUGGGUCAGGGAAGCUUCCAUUUCUUGUCUCCGUCGGGAAAAUGUUUUUGUUUUCGGUGGAGAUGUGUAUUGAAACGUCGGCAUAUUUGUCUCAGAAGAGCAAAAAUAAUACUGGGUCAGGGGUUCCUUGUGUUCCUCCGUCGCCUUUUUAGGAACUCUUGGACAAAGUUUUGGAGCUGCAGUAUCCCUUUUUUUUUUACAAACCUUUGGACUCUGGGACCACGAUCAUAAACGGAACCACAAUCAACAUGCAGUGUUUCAACACAACCCAUCAUUUCUAGGAUGGAACCACCAGGAAUCAUAGUAUAUUAUAAAUACAUAUAUAUAUAUACAUAAUAUAUAUAUAUAUAUAUAUAUAUAUAUAUAUAUAUAUAUAUAUAUAUAUAUAUAUGAAUAUAUUAUAAUGACGUAUGUCUUUUUUUGUAGAAGUCAGGGCAAAUUUUUACCAGGCUUCCAUGGUGUAUCAGGGCAGGUUUCCCUGAAAGCUUGUGCCAUGGCGUUGUGUUUCUAUGUUUAUGUGUUCAUGUUUUCUAAGGCAUGUUCUCUACUGCGUGUAGAGUACCCCUACCCCUUUGAUUUGUAUUUGUGGACAGGGGAGCUAGCCAUAGCUUUUAGCAGCAGUGAGAAUGUAUUAGGUAACUGGUUACGUUGCCAGCUUGUUAGCUUACACGGAUGAGAAAGCGGUCAGCUUUUGCAGAGGUACACAGUAGGUGUUUCUCAAUAUGCAUACUACCGUGCUCCACACUGUCAUGCUCCGAGUGCAUUCUUAGAAGACGUUCUCUUGGGUACAUUCUUGUGAGGACGAGAGAGAGGAGAACGCAAAAAAAACAUUACAUUUGAGAAGCACACCCCCUACUCUAUUCUCAUGCUGCACUUCCCUAUUCACUGAACUUUCUUCCAGCCCGGACGAUGACAAUAGAGAUGAAACAAGAUAUACACAAAGCAAAUGUUUUACUUCAUAACUAGCAGCUAUCUAUAUGUGAAUUUUAAUAAUCUAGCUCAUCAGGUAGUUUAACAGGCAAAAAUGACCUAAAACAUAUGUUAUGCAAAGUAGAUGUCAAUUCUUCAUGGUUAGCUAGCUAACAGUUCUUUGUGGCCAUCUGGCUAGCUAACAGUAGUAGCUAGCCAGUUAGCCCUAUUGACUUACUACGUACGGGCUUGCGAUCUACACAUACUACAGUGGGUAUUGUAGGCAGGUAAACAUGCCAAAAUUAACACAGCAUGUAUUUAUUAACGUAUCCAGAUAAAAUAUUGUAGUCAGGCAAUAUAUGAGAUGUCAGAGUCUGCCAUUGAUUUCUAAUAAUUUUGUGUAAUUUUUUACAUUUUUCUGUGCAUAGUUUCCAUUGAAACUUGCUUGAUGCUUCAAAAUAUGUACAACCAGAGUACGGAUUCGGGAAGUGCCCUCCGUGCUCUGUUUCGCAUACUUUGAUUUGGACUCAUACUCCGACCCUCCUGUGCUUCAAUUUGUGUGCUCGGAGCAUGAUAGUAUGCAUUUUGAGAAACACACAGUAUUUUCCAAUGAUGCAACGUUCUUCCGGGAACAGGGCUUUCUUGGCCCAAGCCAACCCUAAAUGUUAUAUCAACGUUGUGCUUAGGUUUUAUCCAUACAUGUCUUCAACCUUGUCCUUCAGGAUGAUUUGUUUUAGGUUAUGGAUACAUCUAUUCAUUGUUGCCAAGAUUUACGUGUCAACUUUUAUGCUAACGUAUCUUUUUUGUUUUUGGGCAGUAUUGUUAUCAUCUUUUAUUUAGCCGCUUUGUGUUGUAUCAAUUCAUUUGUGGCUGUCCUGUAUUGGCUGGAAUACAAUGUACUUGGGAGUGUACUGUAUAGGCAUUGGUAUGGACCCUAAGUGAUUUUACACAUUCAAUGGAGCUUGAAUGUGUCCCUAUCGGCGCUUCAAAAAUAAUGUAGGUUGUUUUUCCCCAGUAUUUGUUAUCAGCCCAAAUACUGUGUCAGACAGAGAAAACAUAAUGAUCAGUGUUAUGAUAAUGUGGAUGUUACACUAUGUCACUCUAUGAACCUUCUUCACAGGGCACCUGGUUGUUCAGCUUUUAACCACAGACGGAGUGGACAGUAUUUUAGGGAGGGUAUUUCUUCGGAGAGGGACGUAAUUUUACGAAGGGAUACUGCAGCUGAACCGAAAAACUUUGAUUACUACGAAAUAUUUGAUGAUUAAAACUGUGAACUUCCUCAUUGAAAAAUAUGCUUGAAGCUGGAAAAAACAAGAAUAACGGAAAUUGUACAGUAUUCAGAGGCAAAUAUUUAGGGGGUUAUUUAUGUACAGUGUAUACGAGAAAUGUAAAAGAAACGUUUGGGGAAACGUUCAGUGGUCACCCACUGCAGAACUGGAUUCAAAUACAGUACCAUUUGAAAUAAUUUCAAAUAUUUCAGCUGUGCUUGAUUGAGUUUUCCUGGCUUUUACGGACCAAUAGAAAAGUCCUAAAACUGCAGACCCCACCCAUUGACACUCUAGGCAGGCUAAAACAAACUCAAAGUAUUUGAAAGAUUUCAGAUAGUAUUUGAACUCGGGUCUGACCUACUGUACUCCUCUGUCUUCCCAAAGAUGUAUGUUGUGGGCUAUGUCCUGGCGUAUUGGAUGUGUCAAGUUGACACAGUCAACCAUUCCCACAUCGUUUGUGUUUGAUGAUUUAAAAUGCCCCAAAUGUAAAAUGUACAAGAAUGGUAUCAACUGUGGCUAAAACUACAAUUUUAGUAUCUCCCCAUCUGUCUAUGGAAGAAGCAUAGCUAUCAAAAUACAUUUUCAUUUCAAAUUGAAUUUUGACAGCUAAACACUUCCAUAUUUGCUUGCCACCCAAUGUUGAAUUGGUUGGACUCUCAAGGAUUCCUGUGACGACCUUGGAAACGAACAAAGCCUGCGGCCGUUGAUUCAGCCACUAACUGGUAUGUUUGAGGGAUUGGGAUGAAGACACACAGUGCACGGUGUGCAGAAGUAACAUUUAGGCCAAAAUGAUUAUGUCUGAGUUUAUCAACGUUACGCAUUGGGAUACAACGCUUUAGACAUGGGUCAUAUUCACUACCAAGCAAACGGGCGAAAACAGAGAGGGACGUACCUGAAUGUGUCCAAUAAGAAACACUACUUUUCCGCUACAAAGCAUUUUGCUAUAGUGUGCGCUAAUGAAUAUGACCCUGCACUCAUUGGCUUUGCAGACAGUGGAUCGGGCACAACUCACGUACAUUCCAAAAAGAGGAGGGUUUCAUCUCAAAGAAGAAACAACAAUAUAUGCAAUGGAUUGAUACAGUGGGUAGCGCUUCAUACAUUAUGAAUGUGAGUCAUUUACACUAUUGCUGAAUGAUUGUCCCACUCCCUUGCGCUAUGACAUGGUCAAUGUUGCUGAAAUGGCCAUUUGACCUAGUUCAGGUCAAGUUGUUAAGCCUCAUUUUAAGAGUGAUAAUUGAGACAACGAGAUCUAUUCAGGGCAGAUGAAAUGGUAUUCUUGAGAAAAAGGGCCCAUGAUGAGAUUACAAUGAUUUAUACUGAACCUUGCAUUAUUCACCAGUCGACAUGACAAUCAUUUCUGUUGACUCGGUGAGAGGAGUAGAAAGCGGUCAACCAACGUGAGACGAUGUGCAAACCAAAAGGUGACCCUUGGAAAGGUGACCCUUGGAAUGAGAUGGAAUACGAAGCAGGAGGAAACAACGCAACUUGCCGCUCGUUAUUGAUUUUGUUGCCGAGGAGCGUCGCACAACAAUGUGUAGUACAUAUUGUGCUCUUCUAUCGUGUGUGCAAUGCUGUUGAGGUGGGAAAAAAACAUUGUUCAUUGAUUGCAGUAACUUUGUUGCUGUAAUAUCUCAAACGGACGUGGCUGUUUCACCAUGAAGGAUUCGAAGAAAACGCUCUAUUAAUCCGAUGCAAUACAUAUAUUUAAAUACAUUAUCUAAAAUUUCGAUAGUAAGCUGCCUUCGUUUGAGUUCCUGAAAAACGUAGAGACCCUUGAUGACCCUUCUAUAGAGAAUGCAUGCUAGAUUCCUGUCUCAUUUGAUUUAAUUCAUGAUCUCAGAUGUGUUCUAUGCAUAGGUGCUUUAUAUAUGCAGGAAUGCCUCAAAUGGCCCUGAAAAUGAAAUUGUUAAAUUGUGUUUUUAAUAGAAUGGUCAGUAAGCAUGUCUGAGUGUCUGAGAAAACAAACAAAAUAUGUUGCACCCAAAAAGUAGUGUUCUUAAAAACCUGAAACUGAAAGAGCUUUCUUUAUUAAUUUGAACGCUCACAAAGCUGCAGCUUGACCUGUUCAUGUUUGCCAAAUGAUAGUAAAUUCUAAGGAAAUUAUGAACAAUAUGCACAAUAUAGGUAGAAAAUAGUGUCUUAAAUUGAGCAUGAGACAUACAUAGCGAAUUGAAAGGAUGUAUUUUAGAGCUUGUGUUUGUGGUUAAGUUUCCAUGACAAUCCCAAGAAGCCUGACCUCCAAUGCUUUCAAACCCUUCACUUCAGUACACACACGAGCGCACACACCUCAGACAGGUGCAAGUUUUCCAUCUCAGAAACACUCGUUUGUGGUAUUGUAUAUCCUCUGUGUGUGUGUACAAUACCUGAUAUGUUUUUUAAAGUGUUUUUGAUCUCCUAUAUAUGACUGAAAUAUUUAUACAGAUAAUACUGUAUGUAUAUGUUGUGUAUAGCUCCAGUGUACACAGACUAGAGAAACCCAUCCACGCUGGGCGUGGUCUUGGGGGGAAAACUUUGAAAGAAAGAACAUUCUAAAGGCUUUAUUGGUUUGUGGAGGAGUAGAGAUUAAAUAAAAUAAUGGAAAGUA